CUCUCUCCCUCUCUCCUCUCCUCUCUCUCUAAUCUCUCUCUCUAAACUGCACUCUCUUGGGCACCCCGUUAAAUGCCAGUAGGGCGGGUGCCACUUGAAGAUUCCCGUGGAAGAAAAAGGUGGUGCUCAGCCCGGGGCAGAUAACCCGCAAGACAAAGGCUGAGAGUGUCUCAAUACUGUCCCCACCCCCACCCCCCUGCAGUUACCCGUAGGUAAUACUAGAGAUUCUUAUUUUCGCUUUGGCACUUUAACGGGGUCCUACUAAUCCGUGAGGCCCAGUCUCUGAGCUUGAGCAAACAUUUCUCCGGGGAAGUCAAAUAUCACCUGUAAUUAAAAUUUGACUCAUCCGGAAAGCGCAUAUAAGCGCUGGUCACCCGGCAUUUCGAGACCUCCCCGCCAUUUUAAACGGCCGCGGAGGGAAACCAAGACACGUAAAAAGGACUGGGAGAUCCAGUGGAAGUCACUGUCCCUGGAAACCCUUCCUAUAAGCAGCACACUACAACCCACUACACACUCUGGGAGAACUUCGCUGGGCUCAACAGAUUUAUUUUACAAUUAUGCCCCCGCCCAGACGACCAGCUUCCUCUACACUUCCUCUUUCAAAAGCUCCCACGUUUCGCCUCUUGAAUCUUGUUUACCCGUCUGAUAUUCUUUCUUUUGCCUCCCGCCACAUGCAACUGUGUUUCCUGUGCAGACGGGGUGACUGCUGUAUAUGCCAAGGGUCAGGUUACCACUUUUCCUCAGGCUUUCCUCACACGAAGGCAGAAGCGCCUCAUUUUCCUUGCUUGUUACACCACAUAAGGAGAGAACACUGGCCUAAUUCUAAGAUGAACUCUUUUCUCAUUUGUUUUUGGUUUUAUGGCUCCUGGAAAACACUGCAGAGCUCCAUUUAUUAUCAACCCGUGCGAUAUUUUUCUCGCCUACUUAGAUUCAGCUACUUAUAUCCUGUCAGGCCUAACAUCUCCCACCAGCAAGCUUUUGUUUAUUGGCAGCAGGGUGCCCUUUUCAGUCAACUUAUAGCCCUGCUCUGCUCGUCUUGGGAAUCAAGAAUACUCCUUUUAAAAUAUUUAGACAUUUCAGACACUAACUGCCGAGAGUACUUUUGCUGUCUCUGUCACCACCAGUCCUGGCAUGACUUACACUUCCCACCGGCCUUUCUUAUCAAGAACGGACUCCCCUGCCUACUUAAACACUUUAUUUGUCCAGUAUUAGGCCCUAUUGAGAUGGGGCUAUCUCGAUCGGGAUUCUGCAUAGACUCAGAUAACUUAUUAGAUUGGAUCACAUUUUUCAAACAUCUUUAUCACAGGCUAAUCAUAAGACAAAACAAGGUACUGACGCUUCAAGACUUAGCAGGACUUCAACUCCUAAGAACACUUUCCAACUUUCCAGAUGAUGAGCUCAGGGUUUGGAAGUCAGAUAGGCAACACCACCUCCAUACUACAGGACUCACCACUGGGAUGAAUUAUCAACAAUUGGGAUAAAUUUGACCCUCAAACCCUCAGGAAGAAAAAAUUAAUAUUCUGUAAUAUGGCCUGGCCACAGUAUAAAUUAGAUGACCAAGAGGUCUGGCCCCAUAAUGGAAGCAUAAAGUAUAAUACUAUUCUCCAGCUAGACUUGUUUUGUCACCAACAAGGGAAACGGACUGAGGUCCCAUACAUACAAACCCUUAUGGCCCUCAGAGACAAUCCCAAGCUCUAGAGGCAGCUCUUGCAAAUUAGAUCCAGCUGUUUUAGCAGUUAUUAACCAGAUGCCCCAGCCUAAAACCAUAGGCACCCUAGAUCUCCAGCCCCAACUGGCGCUAGGGACCUUGGCUACAGCCCCUGAAUACACUACGUAUGAUCCUGCAACCCCUUACAUAGGACCCACAACCCCUAGGUUAUGUCCAUUACAAGAGGUUACUGGACCCUCUGGUCCUAUACGGGUCCAGGUGCCAUUCUCCAUUCAGGAUUAUAAACAGGUAAAAUCAGACCUUGGAACUGUUUCAGAUGAUCCCCCAAAAAUACAUUAACUUCCUUAAAUUAACCUGGACCUUUGACUUUAUGUGGAA
Miniopterus natalensis is the source of this 2047-nucleotide messenger RNA. The record is from RefSeq and is a predicted model, not a curated record. NCBI's taxonomy places the organism in Eukaryota, Metazoa, Chordata, Mammalia, Chiroptera, Miniopteridae.